Molecule: messenger RNA, 973 nt
Organism: Ostrinia furnacalis (Asian corn borer)
Lineage: Eukaryota; Metazoa; Arthropoda; Insecta; Lepidoptera; Crambidae
Product: ubiquitin carboxyl-terminal hydrolase 8-like
Exons: 9
Coding region: 1-867 (288 amino acids)
Biological process (GO): protein deubiquitination
Molecular function (GO): cysteine-type deubiquitinase activity
Source: RefSeq, a predicted model, not a curated record
AUGUGUCUUGAUAUCAUUCAUACAAUUAUAUCAUCGAUCGCGCUUCUAAUAUCGCUGGCGAGUGUGGUGCGUAUGUCAGUGUCAGACGUGCUGUUCAACUCGGAACCUUUGCUGGCCGUGAACAUGGUCUUCGGACUUGUGACGGUGUGCAUCUCUCUCUACCAGAUCCUGGUGGCUUCGCUGCUGCUCUGGCAGGCGUUGAAGACAAAAGGCAACAUCUUCCUCUGCUCGUUGUGGUACGUGUCCCACCUGUCGAUCCUGACACUAUACUUCAUAAUAUUCUGCGCGCGCGCCGCCGUCUGCUUCAAGGAACGCCGGUACUUAGCUGGUACUGCGACGGUCGUUGUAGGCGUUAUUUAUGAAGAUAACAACGUACGAAAAGAUAAAGCUUUUGAAUUGCCACACCUGUUUAUUGUUUUAGACACCACGCAACGCGCCAUUUGGUGUUCUUUGUCCGAUUUAGAACAGCUUCAAACUAACACGUGCUCGAAGUGCGGCGUGCGUCGCAAGUGUCUGAAGUGGUUCACCGUGCACAAGUUUCCGCAAGUUCUCGUGCUGCAUCUGAAACGGUUCUCCCCAACCGAGCGCUUCCGCGGCAAACUGAACGUGCUCGUGGAGUUCCCGCUGACGGGGCUGGACAUGGCGCCCUACGCCGCCGUGCGCGCGCAGCCCGUCUACAACCUCUACGCCGUCAGCAACCACUCAGGCACGACAUACUCCGGCCACUACACAGCGUACUGCAAGCAUCCGUACACCGGCGACUGGCACGAGUAUAACGACUCCAGAGUAACACCGAUCAACCAGCGCAACGUGGUGUCGUCCGAGGCGUACGUGCUAUUCUACGAGCUGGCGCGGAACAGCGCGUAGCGAACGUGUUGCGCUCCAGCCCUCGAAUGGUCGAGUCUAAGUCACUUCGUUAAACUCUCAUAGUCUACUUGACAUUGUUUUUAAAUUCUUGUACAGCCUUCUCAAG